CGCUGUAUUGUGAAGUUCGUAAUCAUUUUUUUUUAUUGUACUUUUUUUCCGUUGCCAUUCAAUUUCAUUCGUAGUGUAACGGUUGCUUUUUUUUAGUUAGACCAUUUAAAACAGUUGAAUAAAAGUGCUCAAAACUUAAAAAAUUUGUUCAAGAUAAAUUAAAAUUAGUGAUCUAAAUAUAGAAUUUAUAGAGCUUAGAGAUUUAAACAAUUUUUAAGAAAAAAUGAACGCUUUGGUUUUAUUUACGAUAAUUUUGCCGACGAUCGAAAUGAUCAUGGCACGUCCACAACAGCCACAAAUCGAACCAGCCUAUCUGCGUGAUUAUUAUGCACAACUUUCACAACAGAAUCCGAACGCAAUCCGUGGAUCAGUUCAGGAUGUUACACCAAUUUUUGAGCAAAACACAUCAUUCCAACCGUCACCACAAGUAUCUGUUGGCCAACAAAUCCGAGUCCGUGAUCCAGUUCAAGAACAGAUUCGAGUGCAACAACCACAAUAUUCAGUACCAACAUCAGUACGACAAUAUACUCAACAACAACAGCCACAAUACCAACCCCAAUACCAACAACAACACAUCCAAUACAAUCGACCACAAACGCCAACUAAGCAAACGUUAGCCAUCCCACGUAAACCGCAAAUACAACAAUAUCAAUCGCAACGUGAUCCAGAAGAACAAGAAGAAGAAGAAAAUGAGGGAAAUUCAUCGUAUCAAUUUGGUUUCGAUGUUAAAGAUGAUGAGUACACAAAUUAUCAACAACGCAAAGAAGUACGUGAUGGUAAUGUGAUCAAGGGAUCAUAUUCAGUUGUCGACAGCGAUGGAUUCAUUCGAACCGUGACAUAUACCGCCGAUCCCAAAGAAGGAUUCAAAGCCGAUGUUGUGCGUCAACCAACGGAUAUUGUGGUGAAAGUUCCAACACCAGCACCGGAAAACAGCAUUGGAAAAUUGUCAAGACCUCAACCACACUUUUUGCCACAACAAUCGCAAUACCGUCAACAAGCACAACGACAACAACAACAACAACAGCAACAUCAGCAACAUCAGCAACAGCAACAGCAACAAAUUAGACAACCCAUCCAAGUUCAACCUGAAUACGAAUAGAGUGAUGUCAAACGAAUUUCAUUAUUUUUCAACAAAAACACAACCAAAACCUGAUGAAUAUCAACGAAAGCAUCGUCAAAAUGCAAAUUUCAUCAAUUAAAUAGUGCCCAUUGUAUCUUAUGAAUUAGACAUUUAUUUGUUAUGUUUUUUCUUUUAUUAUAUUUUCUUUUCUCUAUCUCGCAAUCGUCAGGACAUCCUACAUUCGUAUUUUUACAUUAAAUCUCCUUUCAUUCCGAAAUUUA
Contarinia nasturtii (swede midge) is the source of this 1341-nucleotide messenger RNA. RefSeq names its product myb-like protein AA (gene Cpr66D). Lineage: Eukaryota; Metazoa; Arthropoda; Insecta; Diptera; Cecidomyiidae. The record is from RefSeq and is a predicted model, not a curated record. Gene Ontology annotation, cellular component: extracellular matrix. The transcript has 5 exons. The coding region runs from base 224 to 1099 and encodes 291 amino acids.